AUGACUUCGGAUGAGAAGCUGUGGGACAGUCUGAAGACUGAAGUAGAGAAAGAAAGCACCUUUGAGCUGGACUCGUCACUGAGCUCUGAGAUUGAUGAACUGUACGAAAAUGUAAGAAUAAACUCAAGAUCUCCAAUCUUGCAAGCUGAAGCAGAUGAACUGCGCAUCAUGUUGGUGGGAGCAAGAGGAUCUGGAAAAAGCUCAACUGGAAACACCAUUUUAAAGUGGAACGCCUUCAACACAGACAUGCAGCUGAGCAGGGUCACACAGUUCUGUGAAAGAGCAACUGGAAACAUCAACGGCCGAACUGUGGUCAUAGUAGACACGCCAGGAUUGAUUAAAACCAGUCGAAUGGAGAAGGAGGUGACCAGGGAGAUCUUAAAAUCUGUCUCUCUGUAUAAACCAGGACCACACGUGUUUCUGCUGGUUCUACCAGUGGGGAACUUGACCAAUGAGGACAAAAACAUGCAUAAAUUAAUCCAAAACAUGUUUGGGAAGAGCGUUUGGAAUUACACCAUUGUUCUGUUCACACAUGGAGAUCGACUGGAAGGGAAAACGCCAAAUGAUGUGAUCGCCAGCUCGGACAAGGAUCUUAGAGACUUUAUCCGCACAUGCAGCGGUGGAUUCGUGUUCUUCAAUAACAAGAACACUGAAAACUUUGAGCAGGUGAGCAAACUUCUGGAAAAGAUCGACACCUUGGUGGCUGUCAACGGCAGAAGCUGCUACACAACGUCAUUUUACCCGGCCUCCGAGAGGAAGAUACGCGAAAAACAAGAGAAGAUUCUGGAGGAGAGGCAUGAGGAGAUAGCACGGAAGCUGAGAGAGCUGGAGGAGAACUUUGAGGAUGAAGGGGAGUUAGAGAGGAAAAAGUGUGAGCUGUGGAGGGUGGAAGAGGAAGAUGCACGGAGACGGGCAGAAAAGCCACAAAAAAGCAGAACUCUGACUGUAAAUCUCACCAGAACCCCUGCAUCUGUAACAAAAUCACAGAUUAUUCAAUAACUCAACAGUUUUUCAGAAUUUUCCUGUGAUUAAUGAAGAUAAUGUAAUGCUCUGUGUGCGAUAAUCUAUAUCUACCGAAUGC
Danio aesculapii is the source of this 1081-nucleotide messenger RNA. RefSeq names its product GTPase IMAP family member 7. The record is from RefSeq and is a predicted model, not a curated record. Gene Ontology annotation, molecular function: GTP binding. NCBI's taxonomy places the organism in Eukaryota, Metazoa, Chordata, Actinopteri, Cypriniformes, Danionidae. The coding region runs from base 1 to 999 and encodes 332 amino acids. The transcript has 3 exons.